UCCAAGCCAAGAAGAAGAGGAAUUAGAAGAAGAAGAAGAAGAAGAAGAAGAAGAAGAAGAAGAAGAAGAAGAAACACACACACAAAAAAACAGACAGGAACAAACACACACACACACACACACACACACACACACACACACACACACACACACACACACACACACACACACCAAGGAAAAAAACACCCAAGAAUUUUCAAGAUAACACAAAUUCCUGAUUAGAUUAUACCACCAUAACCACCACCACCACAACCACCACCACGAUGUCCAACCACCUACCACCAUCAAUACCAUCAAUACCACACACCUCCUCCUCCUCCUCCUCCUAUCCUCCUCCUCCUCCUCUUCAUCGGCCAUCCUCCCUGAAGCUUCCAAAAGUCCUCAAGCCAUUUCACAAGAAGGGAGAGAAGGAAGGAAGGAAGGAGAGAAAGGGAGAGAAAAGUGGAGGAAAGAAACUGGAGAGAAAGAUGGAGAAGGAGAGAAAAAAGUACCUCCAUAACUAUCAGCAUCAUCAGCCUCACUAUCAUAGGAGAAGGCCGACUACUACUACUACUACUACUACUACUACUAUUGGUACUACUACUAUUAAUACUACUAAUAAGAGAGUUGGUAGUAGUAGUAGUAGUAGUAGUCGUAGUAGUUGUAGUAGUAAUGCAAGGAAGGAGAAGAAGCCGACCACCACCACCACCACCACCAACCCCUCCUCCUCCUCCUCCUCCUCCUCCCGUCUCUACCCCUCCCUUCCCCUACCCUCCGCCCCUUCCUCUCCUCCUCCAUCUCUUCCUCCUCCUCCUCUUGCUCCUCUUCCAACUCGGCCUCCUCCCCUCAUUCUCCUUCCUCCUCUUCCUCCUCCUCCUCCUCUUUCCCUCCCUGGUGACCCUGACCUAAGUGACCUCCUAAGCUGUCCUGUCUGCAUGGAGGAGUAUGAACCUGGAGGAGGAGGAGGAGGAGGAGGAGGAGGAGGAGGAGGAGGAGGAGGAGGAGAGCCUCUCUUCCUUCAUUGCCAUCACAGCCUGUGUAGAAAUUGCCUCCCAAGACUCCUUCACUCCCACGUUGGAAAGGGAGGGAAAGAAACGGUGGAGGUGGCGUGCCCAGAGUGUCGUGUGGUGACCCUGAUACCCCCCGGUGGACUUACGCAAAAUUUCUACUUGGUCAGCCUCAUAGAUGCGAAGAGGAGGAGGCCUAAGGAGACUGGAAGGUGAGAGAGAGAGAGAGAGAGAGAGAGAGAGAGAGAGAGAGAGAGAGAGAGAGAGAGAGAGAGAGAGA
This is a messenger RNA of Eriocheir sinensis (Chinese mitten crab), 1266 nucleotides long. RefSeq lists its product as uncharacterized. The record is from RefSeq and is a predicted model, not a curated record. The transcript is spliced from 3 exons. NCBI's taxonomy places the organism in Eukaryota, Metazoa, Arthropoda, Malacostraca, Decapoda, Varunidae. The coding region runs from base 264 to 1202 and encodes 312 amino acids.